Chironomus riparius is the source of this 511-nucleotide messenger RNA. NCBI's taxonomy places the organism in Eukaryota, Metazoa, Arthropoda, Insecta, Diptera, Chironomidae. The record is from the annotation of a GenBank genome assembly.
AUGGGAAUUAUGCUCGUCUACGAUUGCACACAAGAGAAGUCGUUCGAGAACAUUAAGAACUGGAUUAGGAACAUAGAGGAAAAUGCAGCAACGGAUGUUGAGAAAAUGUUAUUAGGGAAUAAGUGUGAAUUAAACGACAAGCGACAAGUUACAAAGGAACGUGGCGAACAAUUAGCAGUAGAGUAUGGAAUUAAGUUUCUUGAGACAUCUGCAAAAAAUAGCAUUAAUGUAGAGGAAGCAUUCUUCACGUUGGCUAGAGAUAUUAAAAUUAAAAUGGAAAAACGUUUGGAAGCAAAUAAUCCGCCGAAAGGUCAUCAGCUUAAAGCAAAUGAACCACCGAGAAAGCCUGGUCUUGGAUGGUUGUCAAAAUGCAAUUUUUUCUAGCCUCUCGUUCUUAUACAUUUCUACUAUUAAUACUUUACACAAAGAUGUAUUGACAAAUUCUCAAAAAAAAAAAACAUGAUAAGAAUAUUGCAAAUUUGUACACAAGUUCGUUUUCCAAUUAUCCAUU